Schistosoma spindalis is the source of this 2465-nucleotide messenger RNA. Lineage: Eukaryota; Metazoa; Platyhelminthes; Trematoda; Strigeidida; Schistosomatidae. The record is from the annotation of a GenBank genome assembly.
AUGAAUGAAGAACAAUCAAUUAAACAUAUACAUAUAAAUCAUAAAUCAAUAACAGAUAAUAAUGAUAAUCAUCAUGAUCAUCAUCAUUUAUUAUCUAAUGAAUUAUCAUUACAAUUAUUACAUCAUAUUAUUAAUUAUUAUAAUAAACAAAAUUAUUCUCAAAAUAAUAUUGAUUUUAUUCAAUUUAUUAUAUCAAAUUGGAAUCUAUUCAAUGAACAAUAUAAAUUAAUUAUUUUAAAAAAUUUAUUAAAUUAUAUUACAUUAUCUAAAUCAUAUAUAAAUGAUGAUUUAUCAAUUAUUUAUAAUCAAUUAAUUAAUCAAUAUUCAAUAAAUAUAAAUACUAAUACUACUACUACUACUAAUAAUAAUAAUAAUAAUCAAGAUUGGUCUAAUAUAUAUACAUUAAAUAAUGAUGAUUAUAAUGAUAAUGAUAAUAAUGAUAUUGAUCACAUGAUUAAUCAUGAACCUGUUCAUCAUCAUCAUCAUCAUUGUAAUAAUAAUAAUAAUCAUUCAAUAUUGAAUAUAGAAUCACAAUCCAUUGAAGGGAAUAUGAAUCGUAUAAUGAGAAAUCUACCAGUGAAUAAUAAUAAUAAUAAUUCAUGUUUAUUCCCAUCGAAACCACCAUAUUCUUAUAUUGCAUUAAUUGCUAUGGCAAUAAAAUAUGCACCAGGACAAAAAAUUACUUUAAAUGGAAUUUAUCGAUUUAUCAUGGAACAUUUUCCAUAUUAUCGUGAUAAUCGUCAAGGUUGGCAAAAUUCCAUCAGACAUAAUCUUAGUUUAAAUGAUUGUUUUAUUAAAUUACCACGUGAUAAAAGUCGACCAGGAAAAGGGAAUUAUUGGACAUUGUCAACAAAUGCAGAUGAAAUGUUUGAACAUGGAAAUUAUCGACGCCGAAAAAGACGUACUAAAUCUUCUAUAUUCAUUGCACCAUCCUCCUCCUCAUCAUCAUCACCACCACCACUUUUAUCAUCAUCAACAGGGUCAAAUUUGUCAACAUCAAUAUAUACGGCGACAACAUCAGACAAUGCAUCAUUAUCAUCAAUAUCGAAACUAGCAAAAUUUAUGAAACUAUCUAAAGACUCUCAAAUACCAACAGAAUCUGAUAUUCAUUCGUCUACUUCUUCUUUUUCUUCUUCUUCUCCUUCAUCUUCUUGUUCGUUAUCAUCAUUCACUUCUACAUCUGUUUCCGCUACCUCCUCCUCCGCUUCCUCUUUUUCAUUUUCAUCAUCAACAGAAUCUUCUUCAUCAAGAAUUAUAAAUGAUCCAAGUAUACCACAUUCAUCAUCGCCUCAAUGUUUCUAUACACCACAGAUGUAUAAAUCAUCGUCGUCGACGUCAUCAUCAUCAGUCAAUAUAAUAGACGAUUGUAUAUAUUCUAAACAUCGUUAUCAUUUAGAUAAUCCUUCGAAUAAUCUAUUUUUAUAUCAUAAAUUGAAUAUAAAUGAUCAACAUUCAACAUUAUGGCCUACUCAUAUUAAUAAUAAUAUACAUGAUUGUGAACAUCAACUAUUAACCAUACAGAACAAUAAUAAUAUUCCAUUAAAUAUGGAUUUAUAUCCAACUAAUUUCAAUGAUAAUAAUAUGAGAAAUCAAAAUAAAUUAUUAUCCAAUCGAAAUCAAUUAAUCACUGAAUAUUAUUCAUCGACGACAUCAUCGUCAUCAUCAUCGUCAUCCUCAUCAACAUUAUCAUCACCAUUCAAUAACUGUUUACAUUCAUCUACAUCUCAUAAUAAUAAUGAUAAUAAUACUACUAAUAGUAAUGAUAAUAAUAAUAAUAAUAAUAACCAUCAUCUCAUCAAUUGUCUGCCAGAUUUUUCUAUUCAAUCAAUAAUUGGCAGUAAUAAUGUAGAUAAACAAAGUAUACAGUUAAAUGUUCAAUAAUGAGAUAAAACUAAAUCAUUCAAAACUUAAAUAUAUGAAUACUACUAUAAAAUACUACUGAUAGUAAUACUUUAAAUAUUACUAUUGUUCUUUAUUCUUUUCUUUCUAUACAUGUUAUUGUUAAUUAAUCUAGUUGUUUUAAUAUAAUUUCAAUGGAAUAUAAUAACAUCUAUUGCAUUCCUUGUUUAUAUUUCAUUCUACCUACCUAUACAUGUAUGUAUGUAUGUUGGUAUAUAACCUGUGAUCUAUUAAUGGUUUGUUGUUUGAUAAAAAGAAAGAAAAGAUUAAGCAUCUUUCUUUCUUCUUCUUCUUCUUCUUUCUUCUUCUUCUUCUUCUUCUUCUUUUCCUUCUUUUUGUUUCUUGACAAUAUUUCUUGCAAAACUAUAAAAUAAUUUGAGAAACCUUUGUAAAUCUAAGAUAAUAAAUCAUUUAUAUCUAUAUAUAACUGUUUUUCUUCUUCUUCUUCUUCUUGAUGAUGAUGAUGAUGAAAGAAUUAUGUUCACGUAUUCGUAUGAUAUAUUACUUAAUUACUUAUUUACACCUGAUACUCUUCAUGAAGGAGCAUAGAUCGCCCAUCAACACUC